AUUCCCUCUCUCUCUCUUUCUCUCAGACCAGGAGCGCCUGGAUGUGUGUGUCCAGGCAGUGAUGAAAGGGGCCAGGAGGUUCUUAUAAAACACAUUUUUUCUCCUCUCUCUGUAGAGCGCAGAGAGGUGUGAGCAUAGGUGCUAAAAGCGCACCGGUCCGUCUCUGAGGACAGUCACUUCAAGAAGAGGAGAGGGAUAGAGAGAGAGUGAGAAGAAAAGGAGCGGGAAGCAGUGGAACAAAUGGCCAGAAGGAGGUGAUGAGGCAUUGGGGAUGUUCAGUCAAUGACCUUUUGUGAAGUUCAGUCCUGGUUUGCGCGACAGCAGGUGUACUCUGAGGUCUUAUUAAAACAAUGGAGUCGGCUCACCUUCUGAGUGGCUCUAAGAAGAGAGUGAAGAUCCACCCUCACACAGUCACAGCCAAGUACGCCACGCAGACCCCCUACAGCCCCCAACCUGGAAUACACACCCAUUUCCCCCAGCCAGGCGACGAGGGCUAUGACGACGCUCCGUCAUUUGAGGACUUCGGCUCGUUCCUGGAGGAGACAUCCGACAGGAAGCGGCUCACGGAGAGCAAGAGGUGGCCCCUGAUGAUGUUUGGCUCCAAGGACAAGGACACGUCCCACAAGCUUCAAGCCACCGGGGGAGGAGAGGGGAGUGAGCUGGGCGCCAAAGCGGUGAAGGGAUCUGGGAAAGGAGUCGGAGAACAGCUGGCCAGCUUUGGCGAGGCGUCCGUGUCUGCGUCUCGGCUCACCUGGGUGGGGCUGCUCGGCGCGGCGCUCGCACACGGCUGCCUGAUCGUCCUGACCCGCCUGGCGACGGAGCGCUUCAGCCUCGGACCCCUGUUCCUUCUCUUGGUGAGGUCCGUCGUUCAGCUUCUGUCGGUGGCCGCGCCGCUGCACAGGGCGGAGAACCCGUUUGGGCCAGAAGGAUAUCGGCUGCGUCUGCUCGGCUACGGCGUCGCCUACUCUCUCUCCCUCUGCUGCGCCUACUCGUCCUUGACUUUUGUCUCGUCGGAAAACGGCUCAACGACGUGGCGCCUGGCGACUACCGCCCUGUCGGCGACCCUCGCCUUCCUGCUUCUGGAGGAGAAGCUGGGACUGGCCGACGGGAUAACCUUGGCCGCGGGGCUGUGUGGCCUGGGCCUCGUGUUGCUGCCCACGGCCGACGAGAGCUACGAAGACGCACAAGUCGACCCCGUCACGUUCUGGAGGGGCGCCUUUGGGUGGUCCUUGUCGGCACUUGCGGGGUUGUGGAUGGCCCUGGCGCUGGUCGGUUAUCGCUCACUGAAAGACAGGGUGGGAGUUGGCACCGCCUUGUUCACGGUGAGUUGGACCGGUUGCCUGCUCACCCCGGCUACUUUGAUCCUGCUCCAGGAGGGCUGGUCUUGGCCUAUGAGCUUGGCCGCAUGGGGCAUUGUCCUGGGCCUGGUUGCCUGCUCGAUAGCGGCGUUCCUGGGUAUGACGCACGCCCUGACCCGCCUCCACCCCGCUCUGGUCUCCGCCUCGCAGAGCUUGGAGGUACCCGUGGCCAUGCUCCUGCACUUGGCUGUGCUUCCUCUGGCACCCACCGCCCCAGAGGUCGUGGGGAACGUGAUGAUCGCGCUGAGCGUCGGCUGGCUGGUGGCGAUGAAGCUGCUCCCCUCUCGGGGUGUGGGCCGGCGCCAGCGGGAAGAGUACGAGGAGAUUCUGGACUCGCCCAUCAAAUAGACACAUUCUCUCCCCGUUUCGCCCCGCACUUUCUCCUUCAAGCGGGUGGUCCCAGUGUACAUAAGAGACUGCUAGGUGUCCAUCAAAGCUUGAUCUAUUUUGUAUUGUUGGUUGUUUUUUUUUUUUUUGCUUAGAGGAAAGUGCCAAAAUUGUGUUGUGUGUCAAGUGACUACAUGAUGUGAAAAUAAAAUUUCUCUGAGAGCA
Fundulus heteroclitus (mummichog) is the source of this 1910-nucleotide messenger RNA. It is a transcript of the gene slc35g2a, whose product is annotated as solute carrier family 35 member G2a. The transcript has 2 exons. Lineage: Eukaryota; Metazoa; Chordata; Actinopteri; Cyprinodontiformes; Fundulidae. The coding region runs from base 351 to 1706 and encodes 451 amino acids. The record is from RefSeq and is a predicted model, not a curated record.